Plectropomus leopardus (leopard coralgrouper) is the source of this 1510-nucleotide messenger RNA. RefSeq names its product cysteine-rich transmembrane module-containing protein 1. Gene Ontology annotation, cellular component: extracellular exosome. The record is from RefSeq and is a predicted model, not a curated record. NCBI's taxonomy places the organism in Eukaryota, Metazoa, Chordata, Actinopteri, Perciformes, Serranidae.
CGCUAUACGCACUGUGUUCCUGAACACAAGAGGGUCGCCCAUUGCGGUAAAAAAAAAUAGCAAACACUGAAGAAAGAAGGAGUUUCUGUCUGCACAUACAUUGCUCUUAUUUACAGUAAAACGGGAUACUAUUUAUUCAAAGGUGAUUGUUCAACCAAAGAUGAAUUUUGAGCAGCCCCCUCCGUACCCCGGCAGUGGCCCCACUGCUCCAGGCUACCCAGCCCAGGGCCCACCUCCACAGGGAUACCCGCCUCAGGGUUAUCCUCCACAGGGAUACCCUGUGAACAUGGAGCAGCCUAAUCCAUCUUACCCUAACUACCCUGCCGGACCAAUGGGUCCCGGAGGUCCUUAUCCUGGCCCCGGACAGCCUCCCUAUGGGUACCCUGGACAACCAAAUCCACAGUUUGGUUGGCAGGGGGGACCCCCUCCUGGGCCUAUGUACGGGGAAGCUCCCAAAAACACAGUGUACGUGGUGGAGGACAGGAGAAGAGACGACAGAGGAGACACAUGCCUGACAGCCUGCUGGACAGCUCUAUGUUGCUGCUGUCUUUGGGACAUGCUCACAUAACUACUCCCCAACCGUUUGUCCCCAUUACCCCCUUGCCCCCCAUUUCAGUGCCUCGAAACCCCAUCAACCCUCCUCCCCUCCCCCUCAAUAUCCCUCAGACCCUCGCACUCCCUUGAAAUCACCCCUCCGUUUCCUCUACAAGUCUUUUUGCUCGUCUAUAAAUAAAAGCCUCGAUCCCAUAUGGAAGUUUCUGUCCGGAGCCACUUACUCUACCUUGAUGUGAAGUCCUCAGCGCUGACUGACUGACUGACUGACUCUGUCCAGGGGCUACUCUGUAGCAGCUUGUAACUAAGCUUCUAAACAUAACCUGAAUAUCAGGCUCUUCACUGUAAUUUAACACCAAUACAUCACAGGCACAGAUGCGCACACACACCAAGGUAAAUGCACACACAUGCACACGCACACAGAUACAAUAUACUUGGAUCUCAGGCUCAUCUAGUGUGAGGCUCUUUGGCACUUUAUGACGAAUACCUCUGUAAGAUACUACUCCUGCCUGCCCUGUUAACCAUCUCCAACCAUUCUUAACCCUCCCCAUCUUCAGCUGUGCUACCCUCCAUCACCAAGGCUAACCCCUUAACCUGGCUGUUAAUGAGCCACAGGGCGCUCUUAAGAAGCUGAUGCUUGAAAUGUAUUCAUUUGCAUAAAAGCUGUUUUUGGCGAACGUAUGUCUUCAGGUGGAAUCAAUAAAUGGAAUGCAUUUUUAAAGAUGACAGAGAUUUAUGUUUGAUUGCUGUUAACAGUCGAUGGCCGAAAUUUUUUUUUCAUGGUGAUCUUGAUAUGAGAAAAAAAUAUUCCAAUGUCAUUUUUAUUACAUACCUUGGAGAUAAAACUGAAAAUAAGAAAAAAAAAAAGGUUGUGAUCGAUUAACAGAAGAAACCAAAUGACCUGUCAGAUGCCUUUUUGCUUUGGAUGAGAAACUUGCAUUACAAUAAAUUAAUCCCU